AUGGCUCAACCUGAGGCCCAUGAAAUCCCUACAAGGCACACACCUGCACACUGGAGAAACAAAGAAAUCACCGCACUUGAUACCUCCGGCAACUUCAAGCCACAGGUGUAUACUUCUGCACUAACAGUCAUCAACGAUGAUCCCAACCUUCAACCAUUGCGGAUCGGUCCAGCAAAGACCGUCAAUAUGGUGAAGAGCAAGUGGGCAUCACUCAAGUCUAUUCAUCACGCUAUCGAUAAAUACCGCAACCAGACUGGUACACACUGGGACGGUGCCAAUGGAGCUGGGAUCCAUGGCCCUGCAGUGUCCGCUGUGUGGGAUUCAUAUGUUGCGCUCAGUGUACGUCAGCCCCUUUUAUUUUUCAAAUAA
Suillus discolor is the source of this 369-nucleotide messenger RNA. RefSeq lists its product as uncharacterized. The coding region runs from base 1 to 369 and encodes 122 amino acids. Lineage: Eukaryota; Fungi; Basidiomycota; Agaricomycetes; Boletales; Suillaceae. The transcript is spliced from 3 exons. The record is from RefSeq and is a predicted model, not a curated record.